AUGUCACAUUCUUUAGAAACUAAAAUUCAAGUAGUUAUCCUAAUGGCGAAAUAUGAGUCUCCUGUUAUGGUUAUUCGUGAACUACGACACCGAGGAACGACAAAUAUUCCAGAAAGGCAUACAGUAACAUCAAUAUACCAGAAAUUCCUCGAAACUGGCUCGGUUGGAGACCAUGCUCAUACCGGAAGACCCUCAACAAUAACAGAAGAUAAAGUUCAAGAGAUUCAACAAAUUUUGGAUGAUGAACCUAUGAACAGUGUUCGGACUGUGACACGAGAAGCAAACAUUUCCAAAUAUCAAACACAUCAGAUAAUGCGAGAUAUUAUCGGAUAUAAACCAUACAUAAUGCAUAGCGUUCAACAGUUAUAUGAUGAAGAUAUGGAUAUACGUGUGGAAAUGUCGGAACAUCUGAUACCGAUUCUUGAAGAUCAAAGAAAUAACGGAAACAUUUUUUUUUCUGAUGAAUCAACUUUUUACCUAGAUGGCGCGCCGCCGCAUUUUUCCAAAGAAGUUCGUGCAUGGUUAAAUGAAAAAUUCAAUGGAAGUUGGAUUGGCAGAGGUGGUCCAAUAUCUUGGGCACCACGCUCUCCACACUUGACGCCACUUGAUUUUUUUCUAUGGGGGUACAUCAAACCAAAAAUAUUAGAAUCAAAUCGUUGCCCAAGUGUAUAUGAAUUAUUAGAUAACACUGUUAUGAAUGACUCUUAUUCAUUAAAUCGUUAUAAAUUCUAUCCAAAUGCUCGUGAUGUACUUGGAUCAAAAUAUGCUAUUGUGAGUUUAGUAAUCAUUGUUGGAAAAUCAUUGCAAUCUCAAACGUUUACAAUAAAAUUAAUUCCUGUUAUCGUGAUUCUACUUGUUUUAAGUGGUCUUAUACUGAAUAUAUUUUCAGUAGCUACACUUGCGUUGCAUUGGAAAGAAGUAUGUGUUGUUCGUGGAGUUGCCUUUGAUAAAAUGUUAAGUAAAAAACUUGCUGGCAAACUAAAAAAUGACGUGCAUAAUUUCUAUUUACGAGACGAUAUUUCAUAUCAAUUACCAGGUAAAAGAGACACAGUUGUUAUUAAAGAGGAUGAUGGAAAAAAAAUUGAGGAAAACGUUACGGACGGCAACGUUAAGAGUACUUGGUCACAACGGAUGAUUGAAAAUGAUCGUGCAGAAAGAAAAGUAUUUUCUGGAAAUGUUGAUGAAGCAGUUUUGUUAUUGAAGUCAAAAGUUGAAGAUUUUCUGUAUCAUAUGUACAUUAAACGAGAACAGGCAAAGUAUUUUGAAAAGUUAAAGACCGAAGUUAGUGAUGAAAAGAUAGUACUGCAAGUCGAUUUUGCAGAGAAUUUCAAUAUGAAAGAACAAGACGAGAUCCAGAAGGCUCAUUGGAACACAAAACCAUUGCCUAUAUUUACGGCUUUUGUGUGGUCAAAAGGUGAAAACUUUUCUUUUGCUGUACCAUCGUUAGAUGUAACACACGAUAAAUUUGUUGUUGAUUCUGCUUUGAAAAUCAUUUUAAAUCAUAUCGAAACAGUUCUUCCAAAUGUUGAAGAAAUAAAUUGUUUUUCAGAUGGUGCUGCUUCUCAGUUUAAACAACGUUUUCAUUUUCGAAAUUUAACAUGA
This is a messenger RNA of Didymodactylos carnosus, 1602 nucleotides long. NCBI's taxonomy places the organism in Eukaryota, Metazoa, Rotifera, Eurotatoria, Philodinida, Philodinidae. The record is from the annotation of a GenBank genome assembly.